CUGAUAAUGGCAGCCGAAUAUAGAGUUGUUACGCUCGUCCGUAAGGGUCUCGACGAGAUUGUAUUUGAAAGGGGCCCACCAUUUGGGAGCGAGGGCCUGCUCGGUAUCUGUUCGGUUCUCCUGCCGGUCGAGCUCGAGGAGGUAGACAGCUUGUAUGAACCAAGCUAUUACAGUCCUUUUGUAGUUUGGAUCCUUCUUGUUGGAUUAAGAGAUGACUAUCCAUUUAUAAUCUCAUCAAGAACAACUACCCACCAACAAGCAAGAAACAGAGCUACCACCGCGCCGCCCGACCUGGGUCCAAAAUCGCAAAAUCCCGGGCCCGAAAACCUCACACUCCGCUUCAUCGACCACACGAUUGGGCUCGGGCGACAGCCCGAGGAAGAAUCCGCCGCGAGUGACGGGGACAGAGCAUCUCUGAAACACAGCUUCCGGGCGGAGAGCAAGCGAGUUGAGCCCGGCGGCGGACCUCCGGCGGAUGGAGGAGGGAAGAAGGGGGAGCGGUGA
Striga asiatica is the source of this 504-nucleotide messenger RNA. The record is from the annotation of a GenBank genome assembly. Lineage: Eukaryota; Viridiplantae; Streptophyta; Magnoliopsida; Lamiales; Orobanchaceae.